AUGCUCAACAUAUGCAUAGGAGUUACCGAUGAGUCAAUUUACAACAUUGUCAAAAAUCUAACCGAAGCAGAGAAAAUAUCAAGCCGAAAUUCUCAGCCAGUGCUAGUAAAUCGUACAGAUACCCAGCGGCACUCCUUUCAAGAAAAACAAAGCAGUGCUGUAGAAGAGCCCAUAUUUACGGCGCAGGGAAAGAAGCCAAAUUGGUCCAUCACUUCGGGGUUGUUUGCCAGUAAAGAGAAAGAAUGGGGAAAGAAUAAAUUUGACUGUUUCCCGCCGUACUUGCGGAAACCUUAUGCUAGAGAGCCAGUAUAUGGUAAACCAAGGAAGUAUCCAGGGAUGUCGCCUUGGGGGUCGCCUGGGAGGUCACCUUACCAACGACAGAGGCCUUACUACAGAGACAGCGGUGGGUAUCCGUAUAGUAGAUACCGGGGAAGCGGAAAAGGGUUGGGGUUUGACGGAUGGUCGUCGAGCGAUGAUGACUGGGACUCUUGCUCGGGCGACGACGAUUUGUUUGGUUGGUCAAGUGGGAGCGACAACUCUGAUGGGUCCUCAUCGGAUGGGGACAGCGACAAAAAGGGUAAGAAAUUUUGGUUUUUGGGGAUGAGUGCUCCCGAGGAAGAUGCCAAGGAGCUGAGGAUGCAAUCUGUGGAUUCAGAGAUGCUAGUUCAAAGAGUUCGUUCUGCAUAUCCAAACUUGUAUACUAGUGAGGACACUAGAGCAAGUGUUGAUAAUACACAUUAUGGUUGUGGGAAGGAGUGUCCUCGCAGCAGACAGCAUACCGAAGAACCUGCGACAAAAAAACAGUACAGGCACUCUCACAAGCGGUCGCGCAGAGGUCUGAGGCCGAAACCGAUUCUUUACAAAAACACCCCUCGACGUCAUACCCACAUCCGUCGCAAAUGA
Messenger RNA from Lodderomyces beijingensis, 903 nucleotides. Lineage: Eukaryota; Fungi; Ascomycota; Pichiomycetes; Serinales; Debaryomycetaceae. The record is from the annotation of a GenBank genome assembly.